AUGUUACCGGAGAUUCGUUACGAAGAUUUUCGUGUUGGAUCUCAGUUCUUCGUUCUUGCGAAACGUCAUGCUUUGGUUGUGAUCAAAGAGAGGAAACUAUGGAGGAAGUUCAGAUUACCGUGCGUUGAUACAGAGUCUUGUUACCCUGAAGAACACUAUUUCCCGACUUUGUUUUCUCUUGAGGAUCCUAAAGGUUAUAGCCACUUCACGCUUACUCGUGUUGACUGGACCGGAAGCGUCGGUGGUCAUCCUCACACGUACGGUGCUUCUGAGGUUUCGCCUCAGCUGAUUCACUCGUUGAGGAGAUCUACUUUUUUGCGAGAAAAUUCUCGCCGGAUUCAUUGCAUGCAACCAUUGAUGGAGAUAGCUGAUGCUGUGAUCUUCAGGGAUUGA
Messenger RNA from Arabis nemorensis, 393 nucleotides. NCBI's taxonomy places the organism in Eukaryota, Viridiplantae, Streptophyta, Magnoliopsida, Brassicales, Brassicaceae. The record is from the annotation of a GenBank genome assembly.